GCUCUUAUCUGCCAUUGCCCUAUAAUGGCGCUAGGGGGCGACAAUCUGACCACAUACGUCGUUGCCUAGCAACACAAACCAAACUUUUUGUUCGCCUUGUGGUUAGCUGAAACCUUUCUCUGGAUAUUGUUACCACAGUCUCCAGGAUGAGUGCUGGACGGGCGUCCGAGGGCGCGGGCUGCGUCACCUGGUGGGGCUUCAGCCCGGCGCGCGACCUGCUGCGUACAGGCCCAGUGAGACACGAUGGAGAAGCCAAUGUGCUACUGGUUGGCAGUGCAGAUCCACGACACAUUUUAAAGACCAUUGCUGGUUUGCAGAGCAAACAAAGCCUCCAUGUGUGGCUGAUAGAAAACAGCAUGGAGGCGGUGGCGAGACAGCUGCUGCUCCUCUACCUGGCGCUGAUGCCUCAGGAAAAUAUGGGGCUUAAUGAGAAGACGGAGGUUUUUCUGGAGGUGUUUGGGAACAGUGAGAUCCGCAGUCAGACAGAGGAGACGCUGAGACAUGGAGCCCUGCAGCUGUCUCUGUCUGUUACCGACACGCUGGAAACAGCAACGCACCCAUGUCUGAACACAACUCUUCUCAAGUUCAAGGAGAGAGAUGAGCUGACCAGGAUCUUCAAGCUGUGGAGGCAGCCUCAGUCAAGCUCUUCAUCUGAGUCUUCUGCCUCCAUGUCCAUGUCCAGAGCCUGGGAUUAUCGAGUCAGGCAGCACCUUGGAACGCGCUACGACUUCAAGAAGGGUUGCUUCGACUGGGACCUUUCAAUGAAGCUGCAUGAUAAAGGGUGUGGCACUAUCAACAAACAACAAUAUGUGCAAUGGAGGGAACGUGGUGUGGCAUUUGAAUUGAGGGAAGGUCUCUAUGAAAUCAACAAUCCAACUUUGAUUUCUUCAAGAGUUUUCAGUCAAAGAGGGAACAAAGUGGCUGUGAGAGGAUACUGGGGAGACAUAGUGUCCAGUCCUUACCUGUCCUUUGGCAUUGAGUCUGACGAUAAGAGCCUAUUGAAGACACACAAUGGGCAGCAUAUCAAGACAGCCCAGGAUCUCUCCUUGGCGAAUGUACAGGCUUUGUUCCAGUCCUUGUCCAGCAGACGGGGCUGCCCCACUGCAACUCAGUCCCACUCUGAGGAGCCAUCCAUACAGCUGGACCAUAAAUCUGUCACUAUUACUGAUCUAAUGCAUCUAAAUGGGAUCUCUGUGACCUUCCUACCUAUGGACUCACUUCACAAACUGCCAGAAAAGCAGACAUACUCCCAGUUCUUUAACAUUAUCUACUUUUCUGCUGGCUGUGUGCAUCAGUUGGGCCCGAUGAUGAGACAGAUUGCAGCACCGGACGCUGUGCUUGUCGUGGAGUUGGCCAAGUACAUUUUGGACUUGAACAAAGAGCAGGAAGCGGGCUUUGCAGAGAAAGUGGUGAGCAUCGCUGGAGAGGCUGGGUUUGAACCAUUGCAUGAGAGGAAGAGUGAUGACGUUUAUGCUACUUUUAUAGCACAGAAGAAGUAAAAGUGGUUUAUUUCAGCAGAGCAGUUUUGCCUGUCACUGGCUUUACACAUAAGAUGCAACAGUCAAGGUGAAUUUCUUCAUCAGGACGUUUUCCCGCUAAUGAACUCAUGUUCUUCAUUUAUAUUCUAUUUAGUCUUUUAUAUUGAUCCAUUUUUGUUUGUAAUUGGGAACUUUUGCCAUGUAAUGAUAUUAUCCCCAGUUUCAAUAACACUAUAAAUGUCCAUUUUAUUUAUUCAGUUCCACAGAGAAUGUUCCUCGGACUCCUAUAGCUGAAUUACAAACACUGCUAAUUAAUAAAUUUCAUCGUGGUGCUAGUA
Betta splendens (Siamese fighting fish) is the source of this 1816-nucleotide messenger RNA. Its product is annotated as dynein axonemal assembly factor 3-like. Bases 147 to 1499 code for a protein of 450 amino acids. Gene Ontology annotation, biological process: motile cilium assembly; axonemal dynein complex assembly. The record is from RefSeq and is a predicted model, not a curated record. NCBI's taxonomy places the organism in Eukaryota, Metazoa, Chordata, Actinopteri, Anabantiformes, Osphronemidae. The transcript has 12 exons.